AUUUUCGCUAUCGUUGCCGCUGCUGGCAUGUUGGGUGAUAGCAGCGCAAUUGUCACGACAUUCGCUCCUCGUUCGUUUACCGUGGCGCAUCAACAAUAAAAUUAUUCGUUCGUUCAUUCGUUUCUUUCGGUUUGUUCGCUUAUUAUUUUACUUGCUAUUGCAGUAUACACUAUAAUUUGCUGACGUUUGGAAAUUCUGAUUCGAGAAGUCGUCCGUAAAAUUCCAAACAUAAAAGAUGUGAAAUAUUUGUUGUUGUUUAAGCUACAGUUGUUUGCAAAAAAUGUAUUUAUAUACAAACAAACAAGAACUCCAAUUGGAAUCACCUUGAGGUGAUGGCAGAAGAAAUCAGUGACAACACAUACAUAUGUAGAUAACAGAAAAAUUACAGAAAAAAAACGUUAACAACAACAACUAAAAUUGAGGUGCAUGCAAUUGUCUUAGCUCGCUCGUUUGUCUGUUUGUCUGUUUUUGUGUUUUGACAUGUGUGCAUAUUGGUGUGUGGAAAUGGAAAUUGCCACAAAAUUGAAUUGAGAAGGCGAAAAGGCAAAACAGCAAAGUGCAAAGUUUGCGAAAAACAAUAAUAAAGCAGAAUUAAAACAUAAAUAUACACACAAGAGCGCGCGCAUAAAAUGAAAACACCAAGUGGGUACGUCGGAACGGUUGUGGAUGUCGAGGAGUCGUUGCUCAUUUGAUUUCAGGGGGAAUAUAUAUACGUUGGCACAUAUGGAGCAUCUUGGCAGCGGUAACAUAAAGUGAAAAACGCGCUAUGGCGAACAGUGCAGUGUUAAAAUUUCAAUUCCAUUUAUCAAAUGAAGCAACAAAAGAAAUCGCAACCAAUAGCAAUCAACCAAUAUUAGCGUUAAAAACAUAAGAAUAUUUAAAAGUUUCAAUUGCCAUCAACGCAAUUGUUUUGAAAUAAAAAAUUUAUAAUUGUGCGCCUACGAAACAACAGCAGGAAGCCGAUAGCAACAGCAGCUAUACUGGAGGCAGUCAAUCAUCCGUCGAUUGCACGGGGUGGUGAACGGGCGUUUUGUAGCGAUUCCGCUAGCAAAUAGUUUCGCCAUCGAAAUCCGAAAGUUGGCUUUUUUAUAAACGCAGAAGUGGCCACAGGACCAGGCCGACAUGGACGCUACUACGGUUGAAUGUAUUACCGCUAUGCCACUUAGUGCGGUUGCCAGCAACAGCAAUAGCAACACUAAUAUGAGUUGUGGCAGCAGCAGCAGUAGUAGCAACAGUAGUGGUUAUGCGAGCGCCACCACCACCCCCACCAAUCCGGCAUCAGCUGGCAGUCAGUAUUCGGAUACGCAUUCCACCACACCUGUGGGCAUGGUCGAGCCGACACCAGUGGCCACAAUAGCUGCUGUAACGCCGUACUAUAAUGAAACUUUUCAACAUCAACAACACCAACAACAGCCACAACUUCAUCAUCAUCCGCCACAUCAACAGUACCAUCAUCAAACACAUUCAUAUCAAUUGGCGGAACAAUUGCAGGUGCCUUCAGCAUCGCAAUAUAACAGCAACUAUGACUCGUAUGCGUACUUGGGAGGUGGCGAUAGCUAUCCGCAGUCUACUGGUGCCGAACGCAAUUUGCUGGGCAUGCGGCAUACAACGGCAAUCUACACCACCUUGGAAAAGCCAAGCAAGCUGCCCACGCAGACGGCAAUGCAAACAAACAGCCAAACUGCCAACAACAACAAUAGCAAAGUUUUUAAUAGUAGCAGCAGCACCGAAAGCAGUCCGAAUAAUCAAAAACGUAAUGGUGAAACAAGCACGUCCGCAAAACCACAAGCCACCGCCACACCAUUCUACGCACAGCCGUUGCAAACUAGUGGCUCAGCCGCCUAUGUGGAUCCUUACAAAAACAAAUUACCCAUAAAAUUGCCAAACCACAUCAUCGAUUAUAUUAAUUAUAGUAAUCAACCGAUGGAUGCUACCAACUCACCGACUUAUGCGCAAAAUUUUACGCAAUAUCACGUCGGUGGAGAGACGCCACAAGAGGUUGCGUAUGGCACGAGUUCGGCGCAAAUGAAACCAUUACCUGCAGUCCCGAGUGCACGCGUGCCACAGCAACGUCUGGGCGUGCAUUACGGCACCAUCGGCAGCGCCACAAAUACCAAUAGCAGUAGCAGUAGUAGCAGUGGCUCUCCUUAUAUUGAUAAGUACGAUAAAUAUAUUUACACUGCAGUGACCACAGCAACACCGUCUCCGUACUAUACUUCCACACAACCCGCAAACCUAUCAGCAGUGGCGUAUAAUGCAGUCACGUUCACGGCGACGCCACCCGCACCUUCAACCAUCCCACCGCAGUACGCCGCUGAAAUUCCCAAUGACGCAUACCGUAAGACAUCCGCAUCUUCGUCGUGGCACUGGAGCAUGGAUUAUGCUAACGGAAAUUGUCGUUCUCUACCACCGCCUGCCAAUGGCAUACCAACUGCUGCUAUACCACCCACAAAUGCCAGCUACGUAGCGGCAAACGCCACCGUCGCCGCAAAUCGUGAUAUGUAUUACACACCUGAGAAAUAUAGCAACAAAUAUGAUAAGUAUAAUUCUUAUUACAACCCUCACCAACAGUAUAUGGCGACGAACGCGGCUGGACGUAGCGUCUGGCCGAAUUCCUCGCAUGCCUCACCACACCUUGUAGCCGGACUAGCCGAUCGUUUGCCACAUCCAUACUCGCACCAUGCACCACUACCUCCAAGCGGCAUUCCAACCGCAAUAGCACCACCUACGCAUCCUUCCCUCGCAUAUCAUCAUCCCUACCCGCCUUCCGCAGCUCCAGUUGCUGCUCGCCAAAAUUGUUGCCCACAACCAUAUCAGCAACAGAAUUGCUAUUAUGCGCGCACUGCACAUCAUCCUCACUUUCUUCCCAAUGCCUACAAUCCACACGCGCAAACCACUCCGUAUGGCACUACGGGCACAACUGCUGGCAGCAACAACAAUAAUUCGACAGGAAAGUAUGGCGUGCUUGACUAUGGGCAUGCCAGCAAGAGCAAGGUCAAUACGAAUGAUCUCUAUGCUGCAACACCCACCUACGAUACCUCAAAUAUGAAUUAUCAUUCCUACCCAGCGAGUGUUGCACACAAUCAGCAAUACUCAAACUCUGUGACACCAGCUGCCGUAGUUUCACAUCAGCCGCUCAAUCCAAAUAUUACAACAGGUCCACAUAGUGACAUCCAUCCAACUGCUUACUACAACGAUCUCAACAUGCAGACAAGCUACGACACUUAUGUGAGUCCAAUUCAAGCGCCGGCGCUGCUUCAACAGCCGCGUGAAAGCUUAGUACAACGCGUUGACCAUCUGCGAAAUUUGCCACCGCCCUACACGCAGUCGAAUACUGCGAAAAGUUCACUAAUUGACUUUCGCAGAUCAUCAGCAACGAUAAGUGAUGAUUGUUUUAUGGCUGAGACGACGCUGACGAACUUAGAUGAGCACAUGGCUACAAAUAUGAAUCACUUUGACAACAACUUUGGCCUGGACAGCGAGAUGCACCCGAACGACGUAAGCAUGUAUAGCAAAGCUGGGACGGAAGAGAACAUAGAAAAGACUGGCAUCGCAGUAACACCCACCACCAAGACUUACUCAAGUUUACGUGAUUUCCUCAGCACUUGGAAUGAAGAUGAGGAAGAUUAUGGCUGCACAGAUGAGCGAAAGUUUGCUGAGAAUGAGUCGCCGCAGGUGGUGGGGCAAGCUAUGAACGUGGAUGACAGUGUUAGCCGCGCUGAGGUGGCAAAUAAAAUGCCUUGCGCGCAAGAACUGCCGAUCGCAGUCAAGCCAUCAGCUGCUUAUGGCAGCGAUGCCGCGGAAACAUAUCGAACACUACCACAACCGUUGGUAGAAACUAAUUUAGAAUACAAGGAAACAUUUAAUACACGUCCAAAGGCACAAGUUGGCCUCACUAAUGACAGCUCAUUGGGCAUGGAGACAACUCAGUAUGCAAGCAUAAACUUGCCUGAUAUUAUAAUCGAUAUAGAAAAGUCAAAUGGUGCGGGGCCAACGUUGGCCAGCGCGACAAAGUCGAACGACUUCAAUGUGAAAACAGACAUUAGGGAUGCUACCUACGAUAGUUUCGAUGUUGAAAAAGAACUUGAUGAACUCGAAAGCAAAAAGAUGAAGCUAUCAGGAAAAACACCGGGCAUGGCACCCAUACGCACAGGUAGUGUUAUAAUGAGAACCGAAAAUGAAACGCUGGAAAUGACAGAACCAGAAGGAACGUUCGAAAAAGUCAUCGAGAAUGCAACAAAUGAGUUGGAAAGUCGCAAAACAAUGGAAAACUGUGCACUCGUACAUAUUUCACCGAGUAACCUGACAAAGGAGCGAGUGGAAGAAACGCUCAUCUCCUCAGUCUACAAAAGUGAGCUUAACUUAUCAGCCGUCCAAGCUAAACUAGAUAGUUUAUAUGAUAGAGGUAUGGAGAGCGACAACACAACAAGUUCAAAUGGCUCUACAUUUGAGAAAGAAUAUGAAACAUUUAUAAAUAAAAUCGGAAGCGAGUUCGACUUUAAGGCAGCUUGCAGCAAUGAGAGCAAUAGUGCUGUAUUUGAUGCAAGUAUCCUACCAAAUACGCCGAAUGAAGCAACAACGGAUGCAGAAAAUGCCACCAAUAUUACUAAAAUGAGCGACGAAGAACUCUCAAAUGGCACGAACAAAACAUCUGCCAAUCAAAGUUUGCAAAGCGAUCUUGAAAUAGCACAAAAAAUUAAAUGUUUUUCAAAAUUCUAUAAACGCAAACGAAAAUAUUCUGAGUCAGCGAAAGAUGACGAGAAAAGUAAAGUACAUGAGCAUGCACAGAUCAUAGACAAAUGUAAGAAUUUUCCCAUAAACUAUACAAAACGCUGUAAAAAAAGAAAGGAAAAGAAAAUUUUGCUGAAAGCCAUAAAGCCGCGAAAACCAAGAACCUAUACAUUCUACCAAAGGACCUUACGCUCUUUACGCCGUCAUCAUACCACCAGACUUCAACGACUGUAUACAACCACACUGAUACAACAACAAAUUGCCACUCGGUUGAAAACCCAUUUACCAUCAAACAAGGGAAACAGCGUGCAGCAAUUGUCCGGUGAAGUGAAACCUGACUCAAAAUUUUUCAAUCCCAAAAGUCUGAAAUGUAUUUGUGUAUGUUUCGUCAAUUCCGAAAUAUUUCAAAUUAAACUUUUAAACGGUGCAGCAUUUAAGCAGGGAUUUGUUGAGCACGAAAUUAUGAAUACAACUCCGAAAAAUCAAAGUGGUAUUCCGCUUGAAGUGCUGGAAGAAAAAGCCGAUAUUAAACUUUCAAACCAAACUGAAGAGAUUGAGAAUGUAGGAGAAUCUCGCUCAUCAGUUGUGAAAGAUAUUUUUGAUGAAAAUGUGCUAGGUGCAGUUGAGGAAGAAGCCCAGAUUGAACUUAACAACAAAGACAACAGGAAUGAGGGAGAAAUUGAGACUGCCAAGCAAGCUGAAAAUGUCCAAUCUGCGGAAGAACGUCAAAGGCCAAGCGCUGAUUCCGAUUUCAUUGAUGUGAAAGGAGACAUUGAAGUAAACAAAGCUUGGCCAAAUAUGCUGGAAAUGCAGUCGGCGGCUGAAACAAGUGAUAGACAAACGAAUUUGUUAGAUGUUUCCAAUAAUAUGUCAGCAUAUGUAUUUGAAGAUGAUGGUGCGGAAACUAAAAUAACUGCUAAUUUUGUACCAAAUAUAAAACGAGAUAACAACUUAAGCGAUAUCGAAGACAAAAGUUCUGCACAACAGUUAAUCGCAGAGCGCGUACUUGAUCAGGAUGUUGAUGAUUUUGGUGAAAUGACGCACACAGAAACGGAAAUUUCAGCGAAUUCACCAGCAGCGCGUGAUCAAGAUAUUCGAACGGUAAAUGAAGUUCAUGAUGGAAUUAAAAAUGUGAUAGUCACAUCAAUAAACGACGACGUGCCGCUUGGCAACUCAAACUCAUCUCCAAAAAUAAUAGAAAUACUGGAGCAACAAAAUAGUGGAGUUGAAAACGUUGAAAGCGAAGUAACUGAAACAACGGCAUGCAGAUAUUCGAAUAAAACUGAGGAAAAUCGGGCUAGUCUUAUCGAAGAAAGCUCGAAUUUGUGCGCUGAUGAUCUAGUUGAGCAAUUUUCUGUAUAUUCUGAAACGUUUAAUAGCCCAGCGUCUAAAGAGACUAUUGAGAGAAUUGAAGAUGUGGAUGCUAAAAUAGACAACCUAGCAUGCGCAACCAAAUUUGAGGAGACUUCUGUAAACCAAACCGAAGAAAAUGUGAAUAGCUUCUCAGUGGACAUACGCAAAGAAUUUGCUGUAAACUCAGACGCAAUUACCACGACGGCGACUAAGACUACAGCUGAAACAAAGAUAGAAAUUGGUGAUUCCAAAGUUGUUGCUCCGACAUUUUCAUCCAACGAUAAGGAAACUGCGAUACACCAAAUUGAAGAAGAUAUGAAUUCUCUGAAUUCUCCCCAUACACCGGCGAUUAGCAGCCCGGCGGCUGAAGAGGGCAAUUGGAAUUCCUUAAGUCCAAUCGAAACUGAAAAUAUUAAUUGUCCAACAAAAGAUCUGCGUGAAUCAACUACUGCGCAAAAUGAGGGGUAUAGAUUAAUAGAUCAAGAUUUGGAUACAUAUGAAAGAGGAAAAAGUGUCGAUAUGUUUGGAGCGAGAAAAUCUGCUGAAUAUUUCACAGCUUCAUCAAAAAAUUAUUUCAAAAAGUCACCGGACUUCGAUGUUGAUUCCACAGACAGCAACUCAUCGUGUAAUUCAGAUGCAUCCACUUCAUCUUCUGAUCAUAGAUCAGUUACGUCGUCGUCAUCCUCCUCCAGCUCCUCCUCUGAUGAGGAUACGCAAAGUAGUACGACAACGGCACAUAGCGAUUUCGAUGAAAUGAAGGAGUUAGAAAAAGAACUCUCCCAGCAUCAAACAGAUGAACCGCGCAAUCUACAAGCCACGGAAAUAGAGAAAAAGACUGAAGCAGAGCCCCAUACUCAGGAAAACUAUAUCAAGACCUUGAAAGAAAUAUUAGAAAGCGAUAGUGAUGUGCAUGAUGAGGUGGUAACAAACAAGGACGUUCAAGAAAAUUUAGAAAAUCAUGAAGUAGCACAUGCCAACGAUGAUGCACAAACUUCGGAGCAUGAAACAGCUGAGUCCAUGCGAGCGCCUGUUAAAGUUGGCAAGUCAUUGCAAGAAAAUUAUGCAGUAGCGCCUGCCAACGAUGAUGCACAAAUUUCGGAGCAUGAAGAAGCUGAGUCCAUGCGAGCGCCUGUUAAAGUUGGCAAGUCAUUGCAAGCUAAGGAUAGCAUUCUAUUGAUUGGUGGUGAAUCAACCGUUACAAUGCCUGCGAGAAUGUCUGACAGCGUUGAUUUCGAAGUGGUGAAUGCAACGAGCGGGGUCGUAGGAUGUUAUAAGUCAUAUGAAAUCGAAUGUUUGGAGCAUAAAUUGGAAGAAGAAGAAGAAGAGAAUAAAUCGCAAACCAAAUAUUUAAUUAGUGGUGAGAGUGAAGUGCCGAGUUUAAAGAAACUAGUGUUUGACUUUUUGGAGAGAGAAAAUACCAUUGAAGAUCAUUCAAUGAUUAACCGAACUGAGGACGAGUUAAAUAGUAAAAUACCAAAGCUAAGUGACCUUUGUAAAAUUGCCUUAAGUAGUUCCUUUGAAAUUAGCGCCACCACCAACACAAACCAAAACGUUCCAGAAACACUGGAGCGCGAAUUGAGCGUUGAAGAAGCUUUAGCGGAAAUGUUUCGACAAUCUGGAGUCCCUUCAGAUCUCGAAGAUGGCGAUAUGGAAGAGAAAGAAGCUCAAGAUGUAGUACUAAUUAAUCUAGAAGAAAUUUUAGUUAACGAUAGUGAUUUAUAUGUUUUGCAAUGUGAUAUGAAUGAAAAUGUGCUGAGCGUUGUGGCGCAUGCGCAAGCGCAGCCAACCGAUACGCCUAUGGCCGUGUACGAGAGUAUAGAUAAUAUUGUGGAAAGCGGCGAUGAGACGGGCGAACCAUUUAAAGAAGUCAUGCAAUUAGAAAGCCCUCAACAAGAAGUGGCAGGGACUAUAGAAACGACAGAUUUCCUUGGACCUUUCGUGAACAUAGACGGGGGUAUGGCAGAGAAUACAAGCGUUGAAACGGAGAUUUCUUACACUACCUACCCACAAACUCUACCGACUGAAUUUAUCGCAGCCGACAUGAUGACCGCUAACGAACAGUCCAUAACCGUUGAUUCACUUAGUGAUACACAAUUCGAUUUUCCCGCCAUACAUCACGAAGAAAUCGUCUCACACAAUCAUAGGCGCCUCAAGCGACAGGUAUUGUACAAUAGUUUGCGUGAAAAAUAUGUGUUGAAAAGAGUAAAUUUUAGGCCCCAUCAUGGCAAUCGUAUAUUAAAGAAAUAUAUACACCGUUGGAUAUUGCAAUGCCUGAUAGCCAGGUUCAGGGAGCGCGAGUUAAGAAAGGUCCAUAUGUAUGUGACGGAGUAGAAGGUGAACAGGCGAAUAAGUAGGCAUGUAACUGAACGGCUAUUCAGAGCCCAAGCCUGAGUACAUUAGCGAUUUUCUAAUGUAUGGCCUAACUAUUGGAACAAAUGAAAUGGGUCCGAACACGAAGGGGUGACGAACGAGAAUGCAAAUUUUAGUUCUGACUUUUGGGAGUACUGCCUUAAGGUUUCGAAUACAUUUUUUGUAUACCCCGUACAUACUAUCAUACAUACUUACAUAUUUCACGCGCGCUAUGUAAGCCAUAAAUAUGCAGAGUGAUAAUGCGAUAUCUUACUUGUACACAAGACCUAGGCACGGCGCGCGCAUAUCAGCUUGUUUUUAUGGCAUAGUUUCGUAAUUAAAAUAUUUAAAUCCCACGUGCCGGCACAUUUUCAAUGUUUCCUUUCCUACUAGUAAAAGACACAGAGAAUAAACUUAUAUAAACAACUUACAUACAAACACACAUACACACAUUUGCACACCUUUUGUUUGCCAUUGGAAAUCUUGUAUUGUACGAAGAAUCUCAUAAAGUAAAAGUCCUACGAAAAUAUUUUUAAAUGUGUAUAUGCAAUUUUUUUUAUCACAGUUCAUUGUUUGGUUUAACUGCUGCUGUAAAAAAAUAUUGUAUG
This is a messenger RNA of Anastrepha obliqua, 9041 nucleotides long. RefSeq names its product serine-rich adhesin for platelets-like. NCBI's taxonomy places the organism in Eukaryota, Metazoa, Arthropoda, Insecta, Diptera, Tephritidae. The transcript has 2 exons. Bases 1123 to 8415 code for a protein of 2430 amino acids. The record is from RefSeq and is a predicted model, not a curated record.